Messenger RNA from Pneumocystis jirovecii RU7, 1509 nucleotides. Its product is annotated as adenylosuccinate lyase. Gene Ontology annotation, molecular function: N6-(1,2-dicarboxyethyl)AMP AMP-lyase (fumarate-forming) activity; (S)-2-(5-amino-1-(5-phospho-D-ribosyl)imidazole-4-carboxamido) succinate lyase (fumarate-forming) activity. Lineage: Eukaryota; Fungi; Ascomycota; Pneumocystomycetes; Pneumocystales; Pneumocystaceae. The transcript is spliced from 5 exons. The coding region runs from base 1 to 1509 and encodes 502 amino acids. Gene Ontology annotation, cellular component: cytosol. The record is from RefSeq and is a predicted model, not a curated record. Gene Ontology annotation, biological process: 'de novo' AMP biosynthetic process.
AUGACAAGCAACACCGAAAACAACAAAGCUAAUAGCAAAUCAGCAACAGUAGAAACAGUUGAAUCAGUAUGGGACAGAUACUCCUCUCCUCUACAGGAGCGUUAUGCAUCAGCAGCUAUGCUUUCUCUGUUUUCACAGCGCCACCGCAUCAAUCUGUGGCGAAAGCUAUGGAUUAAUUUAGCAACAGCACAACGUGAAUUGGGACUGACACAAAUCACAGAAGAAGCACUUAGGGCUAUGCAAGAGCAUUGUCAAGCAACAGAUGCAGAACUUAAGAUGGCACGAGCAGAAGAAUGCAAAAGCCGCCAUGAAGUAAUGGCACAUGUACAUGUCUUUGGAAAGAUUGCACCAGAAGCUCACGGUGUUCUGCACUUGGGUGCAACAUCAUGUUUUGUAAUGGACAACGCAGAUCUACUGAUAAUGCGUGAAGGGCUUGACUUAUUGCUUGGAAAGAUAGCAAGGGUUAUAUCACAGCUUUCUGAGUUCUGUAGAACAUACAAAGCUUUGCCAAUGCUUGGGUAUACACAUUACCAACCAGCACAAUUGACGACAGUCGGAAAAAGAGCAGCAUUGUGGCUGCAGGACUUUGUAUGGGAUUUGCGGAAUCUGCAACGAGUACGAAAAGAUCUGUGUUUUCGUGGAGUAAAAGGAACUACAGGAACACAAGCAUCAUUUUUAACAUUGUUUGACAAUGAUCAUGAAAAAGUCGAGCAAUUGGAUGCACGUGUAACAGAACUUUCUGGGUUUGAACGAACAUACAAAGUGACAGGGCAAACUUAUUCACGUAAAGUUGAUGUAGACAUACUGGGAGCAUUGGCAUCAUUUGGUGCAUCAGCACACAAAACAGCAACAGACCUACGGUUACUUGCCAGUGAGCAGCAAAUUGAAGAACCAUUUGAACCGGAUCAAAUUGGGUCAAGUGCAAUGGCAUACAAACGAAAUCCAAUGCGUUCUGAGCGAAUAUGCGCUCUAGCACGGCAUUUGAGUGUACUAUUUACAGAUGCAGUAAUGACACAUUCAGUUCAAUGGUUUGAGCGAACACUUGAUGAUAGUGCAAACAGAAGAAUUUGCAUUCCAGAGGCAUUUCUUGUUGCAGAUGCAGUACUGGAGCUCCUUAUUAAUGUUACAGGAGGUCUUGUUGUAUAUCCAAAUGUAAUUGCAAAAAUUAUCUUAAAAGAACUGCCAUUCAUGGCGACAGAAAACAUUAUCAUGGCAAUGGUCCGCAAAGGUGGAAAUCGACAGGUUUGUCAUGAAAAAAUCCGGAUUCUUUCAAAGGAAGCAUCUCGUAUUGUAAAGGAAAAAGGAAAAGAUAAUGACCUUAUCAAACGUAUUAAAAGUGAUAUAUAUUUCGAACCAAUAUGGGCUGAACUUGAUACUUUGCUUAAUCCACAGACAUUUAUCGGUCGUGCUCCUGAGCAAACAGAAGCUUUUUUGAAUACUGAAGUAACACCUGCUCUAGAACCAUUCAAGAACAAGCUUACGGAUCAAAAUGUUGAGCUAAAUGUAUAG